AAAAAAAAAAAAAAAAAAAAAAACCCACAAAAUCAGCAUCCUUGUCCAGUUUUCCCCAAGCCCGCUAAACGCUAAACGACCCACUAACCGCCGCCAUCCGUCCUAGCCUCAAGCCGCCGAAUGCACUGACCCGCUUCAAAGCCCUCAAUUGGCCGCACUGGCAAAACUUGCCUAUUCCGGGAACUCAGGGGAGGGUGUAACUUACGCAGUCCUCCGUACGGAGGCUAUCAAAAGAGUUGCGCCGCUCAGAUUCAAUUUUUACAGCUAAGAAGCGCCACCAUGUUUUAACGAGUAAGUACAUUUAGCUUCAAAUCACCCCACAUUCUAUUUAUAUGAGAUUGCCACGUAUUCUGAAUUGAUUCCUCUUUUUUCUCAAAUAUCUCAUCUCUAAUAUCUCAUCUGCCAAUUUCAUAUGGCACCAAAUACCGAUAUCGCCACAAGAGCUCUUGUGGUGGCUCUUAAAUCACCCUAUUUUGGCAAGUCAAAUGCUGAAAUCACGGAAAUCACCCAGAUCUCAAAGAGUCAAAUCAACCGUAUAUAUAAACGUGCAAUUGAACGCGGAUUCAAUCCUGAACUGCUUCAUAUUAUACUUCGCGAUGAAUGGCUUCGAGAUGCCCCCAAAUCUGGCCGACCAACUCUGGGAAAUGAUAGUAUUAAGGAUGCUAUAUUUGCAAAGUAAUGAAGGAAUUGAGAUAUCUUUGACUAUAUGAAGGAUUCUUCGCAAAGCAGGCCUGCGAAAAACAAAGCCUACAUAGAAGCCAGGUCAAAAAUCAAUAUGGAAGUUCGAAAAGGCCAUAGGCAAGCUAUCUUGUGGCAAAGAUGGUGGUGGAAUUGAUUGGUAUCACUAUCAAGUUCAAAUUCUCUUACUGAAGCUAUUCCCCUUUGCAAAAGAGUGUCAAAUUGAAUGUCCAAAUACUAUUGUGCAAGAGGAUAAGGCCCCUUCACACAAUCACUAUAUUCAAUAUCAUACGUAUGAUAUUCAUGGGAUUCAACAGCUGCUUUGAUGUGGGAAUUCGCCUGAUCUCAAUGCGAUUGAGGCAGCUUGGCCUUGGAUGAAGCACAGAACAACAAAAAAAGGAGCUCCUAAGAACCGCAUGGAAGCAGUUAGAGUAUGGGAGCAGGCAUGGAAGGAUCUGUCACAAGAGAAGAUACAGGCAUGGAUUGAGCGGAUUCCUGUACAUAUUGAAAAGAUUAUAGAGUUAGAAGGUGGCAAUGAGUAUAGAGAAGGAAGGCGGCACGGGCACGGCCAGGUGGAGGAAUAGAAUACUCAUCUGGCUCCUCGGGGUGGGCAGAUUGGCACGCAGAUUGGCUGGUAGAUUGGCAUGUAGAUUACAUGUUAAAAAGAGUGGUAGAUUCCAUGUUGAAUGGUAGUGGAGACAAGGAAUAAUCAAGAGCUGAAUAUUCAGUAUAAAAUACAGUGUGAAUUGCCGCCAAGAUUUGUGGUGCUGUCUAGCUGUCUUUUUGCCGGCGCAAUUCUUUUGAUAGCGCCCUCCGUAGUUACAGUACGGGAUGAAAAAUGAGAUCCACAGUUUGGGCUUGGGUCGCAAAGUUAUUGAAGAGAAAGAACGACGCUAGGUGUGGAGAAGAGUGGCGCACGCUAGUUAUCUUGCUGGUACCGAUAUGAUAUUAUUGUGUGGUUAACUAUUCUCUACUACUACUGCGUAACUACUGUACUCCGUACUGGAGGGUGUCGUCGGGUCGUGGGUUACGCUGUGAGCCUGUGCAGUCGAUAUGAGAUAUAUAUAUAUACGCAUAGUAUACUUCGUAUGCUAGGUAGUGUACGCCGUACGGAGUAGGGCCAGGCAGGGGGGGACAAGAUCGAAUUUCCAAUCAAUGGAAUCUCCAGAGAAAGAAAAUGCGAAGCAUGCACGUCGACCAGAUGGGGACAGAGAUGAGAUGGGACGGCAGAGUGCAAGUUCCUGUGUAUGUAAAGAAUGAUAGGAGGGCGUUUGGAUUGUAUAAAAUGAUUGCUUAAAUCCAACCCUCUCUCCUAAUGAGGAUAUCUACCUCACAUUCCUCAUACGCAUCCAUCAGCUUCUCCUUACCCCCUCGCGGCCACCUUUCUUCAUGUCAGAAAGCAAAACUGGCAGCGACGGAUUCUUGUCAAGGAAAUAUGCGGUUCCAGUCGACGAUAUAUAGAGUGUUCCAUUGUUCGAUUGAAUAACGCCCGACCUCCAUCCACCUAGACACAGAGGAACAGAGCUUCAUACAUCAAGUUUGAAAACACUGCAUGCUGCCUAUCUAACCCCUUUUCUCCCUCGCUGAUGGAUGCCCUGUAUCUUCUUCAUAGACAGGAAAGAGAAGAACCAAACAAUCAAAAGAAUCCUCUCAACUAUCCCCUCUGGCCUCCCGAACCUAUUCAAAAGUCC
Blastomyces dermatitidis ER-3 is the source of this 2369-nucleotide messenger RNA. RefSeq lists its product as uncharacterized. The transcript has 3 exons. Bases 413 to 679 code for a protein of 88 amino acids. NCBI's taxonomy places the organism in Eukaryota, Fungi, Ascomycota, Eurotiomycetes, Onygenales, Ajellomycetaceae. The record is from RefSeq and is a predicted model, not a curated record.